Molecule: messenger RNA, 2544 nt
Organism: Penicillium soppii
Lineage: Eukaryota; Fungi; Ascomycota; Eurotiomycetes; Eurotiales; Aspergillaceae
Product: cell division control 45 family protein
Exons: 2
Coding region: 1-2544 (847 amino acids)
Biological process (GO): DNA replication initiation; mitotic DNA replication preinitiation complex assembly; double-strand break repair via break-induced replication
Cellular component (GO): DNA replication preinitiation complex
Molecular function (GO): chromatin binding; DNA replication origin binding; single-stranded DNA binding
Source: RefSeq, a predicted model, not a curated record
AUGUAUCUUCCCAGGCAGCUCAUCUCACAUCUCUACCUCCAACUCCUCCGAUCUCACCAUCCACUUUCCCCGCCCGUCCUAAUUCUCGUGGCCUUGGAGCCAGACGCGCUAUGUGCAUGCCGAAUUCUCACAGCAUUGUUUAAACGCGACUAUAUUCCUCAUAAAAUUCAACCAGUUGCAGGAUAUGGCGACUUGUCGCGUGCGGGGGAGGAACUGGUCCGCCCCAUGCAGACCACCAAUGGCGGCAGCGGAGGUGUAGUUGUCUGUCUCGGAGUCGGGGGUCUGGUUGAUCUGGGCGAAAUACUGUCCUUGAACAGCCCAGAAGAUGAAGUGGAGGAUAUGGGUGGCGUGGAGAUCUGGGUGUUUGACGCGCGACGGCCAUGGAACCUGGGGAACGUCUUUGGCGGACAAGCCGGGCUGAACCAGCCCAUGGAGGAGGUCGAUGCCAAUGCGCGACGGCGAGAGCGUGGCGUGGAAAAAGGCUGCAUCACUUCUUCUUACACGUCAAAAAAUGGCGGCAUUGUUGUGUAUGAUGAUGGAGACAUUGAAGAAGAACUUCACACCGAACGAGAUGCAUAUUACGCGUUGUUGGAGAUGCCGGAAGUGGAUGACGACGAUGCAAGCGAUGAUGGUUCCGAAAAUGAAAUGCCAACGGGGUCGAAAAAGCGCAAAUCUUGGUCGGGCCGUGAAGACGAUGAGGACUCAGGCGGCGAUGAGCCGCCCCAUCAACGGAGGAGAAGCAAUUCGGGCUCUUCUAUAACAUCGUCUCCAACUCGUCGGAAAAAGACCGACAUCAACUCGUCAAACUCGUCGCGAUCUGUGACCCCAACAUCUGACUCUCCGUCCCCACCGGAGACGAAACAACCCUCAGCACGCACUUUAAAGAAACGUUUACUCAGUCUCAAGAGAAAACAUGACUCUGUUUUACAAGCCUACUAUUCGUCUGGAACUUCAUACUCGGAACCAAUCUCGUCUUUGAUCUAUUCUCUGGCAUCGGAACUUGGAAGAGACGACAAUGACCUCUUGUGGCUUGCUAUUGUGGGUGUCUCUAGUCUGGAACUCAGUGGUCGAACGAUGACCGGUGUAGGUAUUUCAAACACGUCAGAAUCCGGCGGCUCAGCAGGUUGGGGUGGCCAGCGUGGUGAACACAUUCGCCAAAUACUUCGCGAUGAAGUGCACCGUCUGAACCCACCUGACACUCAGGAGCGCGAUAUUAGAGCAGAGAUCAACGGAGUCAUUCCAACAACUGCGAGGUCACCAACUGAUACGUCAAUUCGCAUUUCUCCUGAACCUCGUUUUCUCCUGGUACGCCACUGGUCUCUGUAUGAGAGUAUGCUGCACAGCCCUUACCUUGCCCCACGACUACACGUUUGGACAGAGAAUGGCCGCAAGCGACUCCACAAACUUCUGGCUAAAAUGGGUAUCAGCCUGACCCAAUGCCACCAAUAUUAUACCCACAUGGACAUGGAAUUGAAGCGUGUACUACGAAGCCGUUUGCUCAAGUACGCUCCCAUGUACGGGUUAGAUGGACUUGUGCCAGCGGAGGGCUCUUCAAGUGCUAGUGCCCGCGAGGGCUGGGGCUUUGUGCGCUGCUGGGGCUGGAAGGCCUGCCUUUCUGCAACAGAUGUAGGUGUUAUCGUGGGUGCAAUGCUGGAAGUUGGGCCGCACGAGACUUCACCUUCGUGGGAUUCCAGACGCUUGCCCCCAGCACGCACCAACAACGACAACGAAAACGGCAUAUCGGGCGAAUCCGAUCUAGCCAGUUUACUCCCUCGAUUUUGGAGCGCGUAUGACGCCCUUUCGUUGACAUCCGAGUCUCCCACAAUCCUUCUGGAGUCUCUGCCUCUGGCUCAGCAUCUACACCGUGCUAUCCUCCGCACUGGUACAUCCUUGCUCUCCAAGCAUCAGAUUCGUCACCUGCGCGCAUUCCGCAUUGCCGUGGUCAAAGAUGGACCUGAUGUCAAACUCUUCGCAAAUCCCGGUGCCCUGACGAAAUUGGCACUAUGGAUUGCUGAGGCAAUUCGAGUCCAAGAGAAAGAUCGGGGUGAUUCCGUCAAGAUCGGUCGCAAGAGAGCAGCAGGAACUCCUCUUGUCCUUGCUGGUCUUGAUGAAGAUCGUGAUCUCUAUGUAGUGGUUGGUACUGGUGGUGGCGGUGGUGUUAUUGACUUCGCUGCUAUGUCCAAGCGCCAGGAGGAGCGCAAGAAGAAGAAGGAACUCAAGGAUAAAAAGCAGAAGGAGCGGGCAGAUCGCCGGUCUAAGAAAGCUGCCGAACGUGCCGAGCGAGAAGACGACACUGGGGCUGAGGACGAAGAGUCGGAGGAGUCUGAGUCCUCAGAUUCGGAUUCGGAAUCCGACGAAGAGGAAGAUCCUCGUGGGAGGAAGCAUCUGCUCCGCAAUCGCUUUGGAAUUGCCUUCCAAGAGGUCGUUCAAGAGACAAAUGCCCGUGUCCGCAUUGAUAGCUUUGAACACUGUGUUGUCGAGGUCCAGAAGGAUGACCUCGGUGGCUUCCUCGAAGCUCUGAGCUUCCGCAGUGUGGUGGGCUAA